UCAGCAUAUGAACGUGGCGUGCUAUGGCGUUUGACCGAUGGAUCACCUACAAAAGCCCUGCAGCCGUCAUCGACUCACCCCACUCUGUGUAAAGACUUUGAAAAUCUCCUCCAUCAGGUCUUAUGGUUUCCCAGUUUGCUGUCACGGCCGAUCUUUACUAUUUGAACCCUCCUGAUAACGGAGAGAAGCCCUGGACGAACGUUAAUGCGAACAACACCAUUCAAGCAAUCACCAGUCCUCCAAAUUUCCAGGACCGCAACUACAACUUUGUCAAACACUCUCUCCCGAUUCACCCAGUUCAGUCUGAUGACCCCGACAUUACUCUCGAUCGUGCUGGCUUUCAGUUCUAUCGUCGUCCUAGCAAGGAGAAGACUUUCGAUGACGAAGAACAAAUUAAGGCCGAAUAUUACCAAGAGUCCAUUGGUCUCAUCAAAGAGCUCACUGGAGCCAAUCGGGUCGUAGUCUUUGACCAUACCAUUCGUCGGUCCGGCGCGACAGGUCCCAAUACGCCGGACAAUCGGCAGCCAGUUACGACCGUUCAUGUGGACCAAACCCCAGAAGCAGCCGAAAAUAGGGUGAAACGCCAUCUUCCUCCUGAAGACGUUUCUGAGCUCCUCAGUAAACGACACCAAAUCAUUAACCUUUGGCGUCCUUUCAGCCAUGUUGCCCAAGACUGGCCACUUGCCUUGGCCGACUACCGCCAUCUAGACUACGAAAAGGAUCUGACGCCCGUCACGCUCAAAUACCCGGAUCGUGAAGGCGAGACCUUCGGCGUCAAGUUUAACGAACGACAUAAGUGGUAUUACAUGAAGGACAUGACGCCAGAUGAUCUCGUUCUUAUUAAGUGCUUUGAUUCCAAAACGGAUGAAGGCAUUUCCCGUCUCACUCCUCACACCGCCUUUUUUGAUACGGCGGCUCCAACUGACGCUCCCCCGCGUCAUUCGAUUGAAAUACGCGCACUUGUCUUUUAUCCUUAACGAUUGAGUUAGCGCUUUUCUCCCCAGUUCGAUGCGAACCAUGAGUUGGGAUUGUAUUCAUUCUGA
Molecule: messenger RNA, 1043 nt
Organism: Cantharellus anzutake
Lineage: Eukaryota; Fungi; Basidiomycota; Agaricomycetes; Cantharellales; Hydnaceae
Exons: 4
Coding region: 123-977 (284 amino acids)
Molecular function (GO): oxidoreductase activity
Source: RefSeq, a predicted model, not a curated record